Molecule: messenger RNA, 1215 nt
Organism: Phialemonium atrogriseum
Lineage: Eukaryota; Fungi; Ascomycota; Sordariomycetes; Cephalothecales; Cephalothecaceae
Exons: 1
Coding region: 228-857 (209 amino acids)
Source: RefSeq, a predicted model, not a curated record
CUAAAAUUGGGUGGUGGCUCAUUGGCUCUCCCCGCGCCCCCCCACAACCACAUAAUUCCCCAAAAGGGAAUAGACUUCGGGCCCCCUCCCUUUGGACUGGUUCUCCAAUGCGGAGAUGAAGUGGAUGGCCCAUGGGGCAUUGAGAUGGGGAGAAGCAUGCACGCGUGCCGUGGCGCACCGCACCGUGUCCCUGGCAUCAUCUCUCGAGUUGGGCUUGCGCCAGAGACAUGCAGUUGAUCGCAAAUCCCAAGCUUCGGUUUUACAAGUAUUUUUAUGAUAUCCGGACUGGUGUUCCAUUCAUUCCUUGCUCCUGCUGGCGGUUGACAAUUUCCCCCAUCUCCAUCGUCCAAUUGCUAGCUUUAAGGGCUCCCCCUGUCUUGCCGCCGCCUGUCAAUCGCUCCCGGCUUCAGCGACGCCGCUCCAUCCUGUUGCCGCCGCUGCCUGCAGGUGCACGACAACACGGACGACAGUUUGACACCACAGCAAGGAAGGUGCCCUUCGUUGCGACCUCCCGUCUGUUUGUGCCGUCAAUGGUCAAAACAGCAAGACCCACUCGUAGAAAUCUCCCAUUUCCUGCUGUUGUUGUAUGCAUGUACCUCGUGCCUUCUCUCUUUAUUCCCCUAGUUCACACUGUUUUUCCCGACUACCACCGACCCCUUCUUCCCCGCCUCCUGGGUACUCUACUCCUCCCCCUCUGUUGGUCCCGACUCCCCACGCGUCCCAAUUGUCCUGCCCCUGUCGUCUGGUAUUCUCCGCCUUUACCUCAUUGCUCAUCCCGUUCCUUCCUCCAUCUACCUCUUUUCUCCUUCCUCCUCACACGGCGCCUACCCACCUGCAUUUACCCAACCUUGGUCUGAUCCGAUUUCCCCAUUCUGGGCUGGAUUGGACUUCCGCGGGCGCGCGCUUUGCCAAAACUUACAAAUUCGGCUGGACUGGUUGGCAGCAAACCCGGACGUAGGUAGGGUGCACACAGACUCGCAUCGCACCCAAUCGUCGACAAGACAGCCCCACAGCUACUCCGUGUGUUGUGAGCGACUGCCCUCCACUCCCGCUUCCAGCUGGGCUGCUUUCCCCGCUGUGUUACCUACUCCUCUGUCAAGUAGUCGCUCAGACGCCAUCUUCCCGCCCCGGCUACCAUUCGCCUCCACCUAGCUCCUUGGGCGGUCGUCGUCGUCGUCCGGUUGCUGUUGAAUAGCCUCGUGCUCGUUGUUCUCA